AUGGCCAUCUCGUGGAAGUCGUUUGACUUCUUCGAUGUCUCUCGGGUGUCACUGCCUGAAGCCGAGGCCGCCCAACUAUUCGAAAGCAACGAUAUUUCGAGCGUAUGCGCUGGCUCGGAGAACCUGUUCCUGGGGUCAAUCGAUGGCUCUGUCAGCAUUAUCGGCAAGAACUGGAAGGUUGUGAACAAAUUCCAGGCACACGACGCAGGACAAGUUACGCAUAUGCGCCAGGUCGAAGGAACCAGCAUCCUCGUCACGGUCGCAGAAGACUUGAGCGGCGAGCCGGUUCUCAAAGCCUGGGCUCUCGAUAAGCUUGUCAAGAAGACAAACAUACCUACUUGCCUGAGUACAAUCACUGUCAGCAAUGGCAGGCGACAGUUUCCGAUCUCCGCCUUCACUGCGCUCGACGAUCUCUCCCAAAUUGCGGUCGGCUUUGCCAAUGGUGCCGUCACGGUCAUUCGCGGGGACUUGAUCCACGACCUCGGGACGAAACAGCGAAUAGUAUAUGAAUCAGAGGAGCCCGUAACGGGAGUGCAACUCAUGGAAGACGAAAAAAUCACAACUCUCUUUGUGUCGACUACGUCUAGGAUACUCAAGCUUGGCUUGUCAAAGAGAGGCCAAGGGCUUCCGCCGAAAACCGUCGAGGAUAGCGGGUGUGCGGUAGGCUGCAUGACCCUGGAUCCUGUCACAGGUGAUAUUGUCGUGGCGAGAGAGGAUGCGAUCUACACGUACAAGAUAGAUGGACGUGGUCCCCCGAAGGCGUAUGAAUCGCCGAAGAAGAUGAUUGCUGUACACCAAGACUACAUGGCACUAGCUUGCCCACCGAUGUCUAGCAGUGAACCGGACUCCAUACGUCGCCGAUUCACGAAUGGUGCAGAUGGCCUAUUUGACUCGUCCACGUUUGUGCUGCUCGAGCCUGAUUUGCGCAUCAUUGCCCACACAGAAACCUUGAUUUCGCCGGUCAAGUUUAUCUUUGAAGUUUGGGGCGACAUUUUCUCAGUAACAGAGCAAGGGAAGGUCUAUCGGUACCACGAGAAAUCACUACAGCAGCGACUGGAAAUGAUGUACCAACGGAACAUGUUCCCCCUGGCCCUGGAGCUCGCGAGAAACGCCGGAAUGAACAGUAAAGAGCAGAGUGUCAUAUAUCGCAAGUUUGGUGACCAUCUAUACCAAAAGGCUGACUAUGAUGGUUCAAUGGUGCAAUACAUUCGGGCUAUCGAUACUACCGAACCGUCGCAAGUUAUUAGAAAGUUUCUGGACACGCAACGAAUACACAAUCUGAUUCGGUAUCUGGAAGAACUACACGAACAUAGAAAGGCAACAUCAGACCACACAACGUUGCUACUGAACUGCUAUGCCAAACUCAAGGACAAAGAGAAGCUGGAGAAAUUCAUACAAUCUCCUGGUGACCUCAAAUUUGACCUUGAUACUGCCAUCUCGAUGUGCAGACAGGGGGGCUACUACGAACAGGCCGCCUACCUGGCAAAGAAGCACGGCGAAACGGAGCUGGUGGUCGAUAUAUUGAUCGAAGAUUCCAAGAAUUAUGCUGCUGCGCUCGAAUACAUUUGGCACCAAGAUCCAGCAAUUGCGUACCCUUGUCUGCGGAAGUAUGCUCGGGUCCUCAUCGAACAUUGUCCAACAGAAGCAACCAAGCUAUUCAGCGAUUAUUACACUGGUCGAUAUAGGCCAAAGCGAACGCCCGUCGCUGUAAUUGAAAGCGCUGGGCAGUCCUCGAACGCAUUUACUUCUGGCGCUGCUAGCGCUGUACAAAAUCUUUCAAAUCUUUUCACUUUGCCGUACAUAAGCCCAACCUCAGCGACGGGUACACCUGGUGGUACCAGACCAGCCGUGGAAGGCCUUGCGCCUAACGAAGACGACUACCCGCCUCCUAAAUACACCCCACCCGAACCAAGAACAGCGUUCUCGUCGUUCAUCGAUCAUCCAAAUGAAUUUAUCGUGUUUCUAGAAGCAUGCCUGGAAGAAAGCGGCCUUCGAACAUCAGACCAAACAGACUUAUAUACGACCCUGUUCGAAAUGUAUUUGUACAAGGCUGGUGAAAGAAAGGGUCUGCACAGAGAAGAGUGGGAGGCAAAGGCAAAAAGGCUAAUUCAGGGCGAGCAUGUGCCCAUGGAAAGUUCCAACGUCUUAUUGCUGUCGCACUUGUCUAACUUCAAGGAUGGCACCGUACUGGUCAAAGAGCAAGCUGGACUCUUAUCGGACAUAUUUCGGUCCUAUACUUCGGCACGAGAUACUCAAGGGGCGAUGAAAGCACUGCGAAAGUACGGGCCAGAGGAGCCUCAGCUGUACCCUGCUGCGCUGGCUUACCUGACUUCGGACCCCAAGGUCCUAGACGAGGCAGGGCACGACGAGCUUGCGGGAAUCUUGGCUAAGAUUGACCAGGAUGGCUUGAUGGCCCCCUUGCAAGUCAUUCAAACACUGGUUGGUCAGUCUGGCGGUGGUAGUUUUGCAACAAUGGGCAUGAUCAAACCAUACCUGCAAGAAACGAUUACUCGCGAGCGCAAACAGAUUUCAAGCAAUCGUCACAGAAUCAGGACACUGCGCGCAGACACGGAAAAGCGACGGACCGAAAUUGAAGAGCUCAAUUCAAAACCUGCUAUAUUUCAAGCUACUCGAUGCAGUGAAUGUGGUCAAGGCUUGGACUUGCCGACGAUACACUUUCUGUGCAAGCACAGUUUUCACGAACGAUGCUUGCGGAGCGGCACGAAAGAGGACGCGGAAUGCCCCAAAUGCUCUGCCGGCAACGACAUGAUUCGGAAAAUCCGCAAAGGACAACAAGAGGAAGUCGAUAAGCAUGAGCUGUUCAAGUCGGCUCUGGAGAGGAGCGAGGACAAGUUUGGGACUGUCGCGGAGUGGUUUUCACAUGGCGUGAUGGAUUCGUCACAAAACGCUGAGCACGCCCCAUAG
Messenger RNA from Cordyceps militaris CM01, 2925 nucleotides. RefSeq names its product vacuolar protein sorting protein. Gene Ontology annotation, biological process: intracellular protein transport; vesicle-mediated transport; endosome organization. The coding region runs from base 1 to 2925 and encodes 974 amino acids. NCBI's taxonomy places the organism in Eukaryota, Fungi, Ascomycota, Sordariomycetes, Hypocreales, Cordycipitaceae. The transcript is spliced from 7 exons. Gene Ontology annotation, cellular component: endosome; HOPS complex. The record is from RefSeq and is a predicted model, not a curated record. Gene Ontology annotation, molecular function: protein-macromolecule adaptor activity; protein binding.